AUGAACGAGUAUACGAGAUCGAUACGAACAACGACGCUUUCGGUCGAGCGCGAGCUGACCGGCUCGGAGAAUUCUCGGAGAGAAUCGCUAAGGGCGCCAGGUACCUCCCUGCUGAAGGAUCUCGUCUAUGCAGGAUGGAUGUGGUCGUGUGAUCUGCGGACGCACGCUGGCAUCGUAUCGUAUCGCAACAGAUCUCACCGCGGAUUCGCGUUUCUAUAUUCCUUCCGCAUCCAGGCGCAGGCUCGAUACAGCCUAGACACUUUCCGAUCUCAUCAGCCUGUCACGUUGAGAAGUCAGGACCCAUCGGCUCCCAUCCGACAUCUCAUCGCACUCACGGAGCUUCUGAGCAGACACUACGCGGCUUUUCUGUCGGAUCUGACGCUCGCGAUCCCGACAUUGACCUUCCAAAACCCACUUGUAUUCGCAACCCGGCUCAUCCGACCAUCGUGA
Molecule: messenger RNA, 450 nt
Organism: Pseudozyma hubeiensis SY62
Lineage: Eukaryota; Fungi; Basidiomycota; Ustilaginomycetes; Ustilaginales; Ustilaginaceae
Product: phosphoacetylglucosamine mutase
Exons: 2
Coding region: 1-450 (149 amino acids)
Source: RefSeq, a predicted model, not a curated record